Aspergillus calidoustus is the source of this 3189-nucleotide messenger RNA. Lineage: Eukaryota; Fungi; Ascomycota; Eurotiomycetes; Eurotiales; Aspergillaceae. The record is from the annotation of a GenBank genome assembly.
AUGUCCACCGCUGCUUCUCCUGCUGUCGCCCGCAGCCACUCCACCUCUUCCCGGCCACCUUCCUAUGGCACUGCAUCGUCCGACGUCCCUCACCGGACUAGAAGCGUCGCUGUGAGGCCCGCGACGGCAUCGCAGCCGUCUCCGAUACAAAAUAGCUCCUCUCAUCCUCGCCAUUCGUAUUCAAAGUCUCAAUCUUAUGACCGCCGACCGCCCACCAACAACGCCGUAUUUGAUAACAUAGCUCGUCGGGAUUUCGAAUCCGCCAAAGGCGCCCAGCAACACUCCUCCCGUCGGGAAUCCUCGAGGGAACGCUCCCAGGAACGCCCAUCAACUUCUUAUCGUUCCGAAUCUUCCUCACAUAAACCACAAAGAAACCUCUCGGUUAGAAGCCAUCAUCGCGAUAGUGCAGACAUGGCCAGCGCAGGGCCUGUGGCAGCAGAUGGGGGUGCCGGUCAUUCCCAAUCGACCUCGGGACACCAUUUACACCCCGGAAAUUCCGCUCAGUCGAAACGGCGUACAAUGAUCACUACCCCAACUGGCCAAUGGUCAUUGGGUAAAACGUUGGGUGCGGGCAGUAUGGGUAAGGUCAAAGUAGGGAAGCAUCUGGAGACGGGGGAACAGGUCGCUAUCAAAAUCGUGCCCAGACAGUCGACUGAAGAGCAUCGCAGUGCUCGCGAGGCCGAAAGGGCGGAUCGCUCAAAGGAGAUUCGGACUGCGCGCGAAGCCGCCAUUGUCAGCCUGGUGAAUCAUCCCUAUAUAUGCGGCAUGCGUGAUGUUGUACGGACCCAUUACCACUGGUACAUGCUUUUCGAGCUCGUCAAUGGUGGACAAAUGCUGGACUACAUCAUCUCUCACGGUAAGCUAAAAGAAAAGCAAGCGAGGAAAUUCGCACGCCAAAUUGCCAGCGCGUUAGACUACUGUCACCGCAAUAGCAUCGUGCAUCGAGAUUUGAAGAUCGAAAAUAUUCUAAUCAGCAAAACCGGCGACAUCAAGAUCAUCGACUUUGGUCUUAGCAACCUUUUCUCUCCUCGGAGUCUCUUGAAGACAUUCUGUGGUAGUCUUUACUUUGCGGCUCCUGAGCUACUCCAGGCUAGGCAGUACACUGGGCCAGAGGUGGAUGUCUGGAGUUUCGGGAUUGUUCUCUACGUUUUGGUUUGCGGCAAGGUCCCAUUUGAUGACCAGAGCAUGCCGAAACUUCACGCAAAGAUUAAGCAGGGAUCAUUCGAUUACCCUCCCGGGCUUACAACUGAAUGCCGCCAUAUCAUCUCACGCAUGUUGGUAACCGAUCCGAAGCAACGCGCGACCCUGGCCGAGAUUAUGAACCAUCCGUGGAUGAACAAAGGCUUCAGUGGGGCGCCGGACAACCACCUCCCGACCCGCGAGCCGUUACAGCUUCCCUUAGAUCCAGAGGUGAUUGAGAAGAUGACCGGGUUCGAUUUUGGACCACCCGACUACAUUGCAGCGCAACUUACCAAGAUUAUUGAUUCCGAAGACUAUCAACAUGCUGUUGCACUCAACGCUCGUGAGCAGCCACCUCCUGCGCAAACCGAUAAAAAGCGCGGAGUUUUUGAUUUUUACAAGCGACGAAACUCCGCCAGCAAGGAUACUCUCUCGGCCCCCUCAGCAGAAGCUGUUCAGCUAGGAAAUGAUCCCUUGAACGCUUACAGCCCUCUAUUAUCUGUGUAUUACCUCGUCAAAGAGAAGCUGGAUAGGGAGAAAGCGGAGGCCAAUCCCGGGGCCCUCGGCAUUUCACAAGCUUCCGGUGAUGUGUUGCUCCAAGUUCCAGAUCUUCCCGCCCCUGAGGCCGCGCAUACCAACCAGUAUCAUGUGCCAGGUGAGAAGGACACUGGACGGCGGUCUCGUCCGCGUGCGCGAACACAUGGGGAUGACGAGAUUACAGAAGGCAUGAAAAAUGUCAAUCUUGCACCGCAGCACGGACAAGCGUCCCACAGCCCCGCUGCAUCGCAACCCGAGACUCCCGCUAAGAAGGAGAGUACUGCUGCCGGUCUUUUGAGACGCUUUAGCACCCGGAGAACAAAGGACCGAAGCGGGGACCGCGAACGGUCAAGACUCACAAGCCCUCAUGCGCCCGCUCUGAAUGUGCAGCCACCCGCCGAUUCCGCUUCUCCUCUCUCGAGAGGAUUUAGCAUGCGUCGCAGCCGCCGUGCGGAACCUUCUCCGACCACGAUUCCGUCCGCGGGCAGCCAGCCCCAGCAUCAGGACCUCCUCAAAACUCCCGGAUCUGCAGAGCCGGCCUCGCGAUCCAACAAGUUCCUUGAAAGAUCAACAAGCGUCAGCUCAGCCGAACCCCGAUCGCGACGGACUCGCCGAGCGGAUCCUGAUGCCUCGAGCCAGCCACCGCAAACAAGUGGCUCGGAGCACUCAACGCCUGUACCAAAGGAGGCUUCAACACCCGGACGUGAGCAGAAGGUGCUGACUCGUACGCACGCCAGUCGGACCAUGUCUCUUGGGCAUGCUCGUCGUGAAAGUAUACAAGCCCGUCGGGCACGGCGGGAUGCCGCGAGGGAAGCCAACGUCCCUGAAGAGACUGAUGGCGAGGCCUCUGGCCCAGGGGCUGCUCUGGAAAGCGCAAACGAAGAAGACUUGUCCAAACCAGUCUACCUCAAAGGCCUGUUUAGCGUUUCUACUACUAGUAGCAAACCACUCACCUUUAUCCGAGCCGAUAUUAUCCGGGUUUUGAAGCAGCUGGCUGUUGAGUAUGAGGAAAUCAAGGGGGGCUUUAGCUGUCGCCAUGCUCCUAGCAUAGACCUAGAAAAGGUCGUCGAUAAUGGACCUCCAAGCCCUGAACGGCAGGGCCAGGUUUCUGGUCACCGUCGCCGCAUAAGCUUCGGAGGCCUAUUAAACCACGACGAUGGCCGUGAAGAGGUCCGAAACACACAGCGCCGUCGACAACGAGCUCCUGAUCGCAGCUUUGUCACCAAUUCAGAAGCAUCGGACGAAUAUUUGGAAGCCCGUGAUACCAACGUAGCCGUUGGCGAGCGUGUCGUGGGAGAGACGACGACACGAGUUCAGAGUGACACUGGCGAAAACCUGGUGCUCCGGUUCGAAAUUCUCAUCGUCAAAGUGCCGCUUUUCUCCCUUCAUGGUAUACAGUUCAAGAAAGUGUCUGGAGGUAUGUGGCAGUACCGUGAAAUGGCGAAGAAGAUCCUGGAUGCUCUACGACUUUAG